UGUUAUGACUGUUAUGUGCACCUUUACUCUCGGGGUCCAGGGCAAGGCUCUGCUCUUUAUCUUUGUUCUUGGACUUGGAGGAACCUUCCAGCUUGGAAACCACCUCACCCUGAUUAGCUCUCCAACCAUGUUCAUUAAAGAGUUUAUAAACAGCAGCUGGACACAGCGGUAUGGUGGCGCUCCAGGAGAGAGUACAGCUGGAAUGAUUUGGUCUGCUGUAGUGGCCUCUUUUGGUCUGGGGGGUCUCAUUGGUGCCAUUAGUGUUCAGUGGGUCACCAACUACCUGGGGAGAAAGAGAGCUAUGAUCUGGAACAAUGCCAUCAACAUUGUCGCGUCAAGCACCAUGUACACAAGCAGACUCGCAAACUCAUUUGAGAUGAUCAUGCUGUCUCGCUUCCUGUUCGGGUUCACUUCAGGGUUAGGUGGAAGCGUCCAUGUCCUCUAUCUGGGAGAGAGCUCACUCAAGGAAUUAAGAGGGAUGGUCACACUUACUGCUGCUAUUUUUCUGGCCACUGGAAAGCUGACGGGGCAAAUCAUGGGCCUGAGUGAGCUCCUGGGCCGGGAGGAGUUCUGGAAUAUUCUGCUCUGUGUUCCAGCGUUUUUCUCCGUGAUUCAGAUGGCAACGCUGCCUUUCUUCCCUGAAGCACCAAGAUACUUACUGAUAGAGAAGGGUGACACUGAACAGUGUAGGAAGGCGCUGCAGUUUCUCUGGGGUCCGGGGGAGUAUCAGAAGGAGAUUGAGGAGAUGUUGGUGGAGCAGGAGGCUCUGAGAGGACAGCGCAAUAAAACCCUGUGGCAUCUUCUGAAGGACAGGAGUGUACGAUGGCAGCUCCUCACUCUGGUUGUCCUCAAUGAGGGAAUCCAGUUCUGUGGCAACCCUGGGAUAAGCAUGUUUUCAUUCAGCAUCUUCCAGGAAGCAGGAAUUCCUGUGGACAAGAUCCGUUAUGUCACCCUAGGCGUGGGAAUUUCAGAAAUGUUCACCAACCUCACAUGUGGUCUGUUGAUUGACCGUGUGGGGAGGAGAGUGAUGCUUUGGGCAGGUUUUGGAGCCAUGGCAACCAUUAUGGUCUUGAUCACCACCAUGCUUCUACUAAAGGAUUACUCUUUCUGGAUUCCAUACAUCACAGUCAGCCUCAUAUUUCUCUUUAUUAUAUGCUAUGGGGGAGGACCAGCUAGUGUGUCACCGCCCCUCAGCCAUGAGAUGUUUGUACAGUCAUAUCGAUCUGCUGCAUUUGUAUUCAAUGGAUUCAUCAAAUGGGCAAACUUUUCCAUAUUUGGAUUCAUUUUCUCCUUCCUUCUAGCUGGGCUGAAGUCCUUCACCUUCCUCUUCUUCUCGUGUGUGUGUUUGGCUGCAUCUCUCUAUUUCUUCUUCAUCCUGCCUGAAACCAAAGGCAAAACUCCACUGGAGAUCUCAGAGGAUUUUAGGAACAUCCGGGUGUGCAGCUCUACAACCAACGACAUAUGCUUAGAGACAAAGUUGUGAGAACCAACUGUUAAACAGCUCAGAUAUGAAAUGGUAGAUUGUGUAUUUCUGACUGUACGUAACCUACUAAGAGGCUGAAUAUUAAUGUAGAAAUUACGUCUUCCCCUCUUUUUUGUAAUUUACCUUCAGCGUCCUGUACACAUGAUUAGACUCAACAACUGUGUUAAAGCAAAGUAACUGUAACGUGCAAUUCAAGACCAGUUUUAGUUACUAGAGGCAAGCUAUCUAAUAUAGUUACACUUUUACAUAUAUGGCAUUUAUAUGACACUUGGGGGCCCAACAGUGGCAACUUGGCAGCAACUCUCUGAUUACAAGUGCAGUACCUUAACCCCUGAGGCACCACUAUACAGUUCACAGAUACCACAGACAUUUCAGGUGACGUCCAGACAUGUCACUGAGUCAGACCCACUACCACAGUUCUACAAAUAUCAUAUUUGUAGAAAUACACUAAAUAGUACCUGCAAGGGUCACCUGACAUUAAAACUGAAUGUUCUAAUGUACUGGUGCCCCUAUAUAAAACAGAUUGAUUUACGCAGCAAAUGGGUGACUACAUUAUAUCUGAUUGUCAGGAAGAAGAAUUUGUCUUUACACAUAACAUUGGCAGGACUCCGUUCCAAAAUGCUCAAACAGACCAUUUUUUGUUCUGUAUUCCAAAGCAGUGAAUAAAGAGCUUUCUUUGACU
Molecule: messenger RNA, 2165 nt
Organism: Electrophorus electricus (electric eel)
Lineage: Eukaryota; Metazoa; Chordata; Actinopteri; Gymnotiformes; Gymnotidae
Source: RefSeq, a predicted model, not a curated record